Meloidogyne enterolobii is the source of this 306-nucleotide messenger RNA. The record is from the annotation of a GenBank genome assembly. NCBI's taxonomy places the organism in Eukaryota, Metazoa, Nematoda, Chromadorea, Rhabditida, Meloidogynidae.
UCAUUAAUCGCUAGACAAAAUACACAAUUACUUGACUAUUUACUCACAAUAGAGCAACAUGCUUGUCGUAUUAGCGAUUCCCCUAUAGGAAUCAAAGAUUUUCAUUACAAUUAUUCCUUCAAUUCUCUUGCUACAUUACUUACGCGUAAAGAAAAUUUAAUUGCAAUGAAACCCGAAUAUGUGAUUGGAAAGCAAAAUGGACCUGUUUUCAAUCCACACAAGGGUGCCUUCUCUGUUAAACCAAAACCAUUCACGGAUCUUUUACUUAUAAUUGUUGAUACUGCAAGAACUAUGCUUUUUUUUUGA